Messenger RNA from Neoarthrinium moseri, 648 nucleotides. RefSeq lists its product as uncharacterized. The record is from RefSeq and is a predicted model, not a curated record. Lineage: Eukaryota; Fungi; Ascomycota; Sordariomycetes; Amphisphaeriales; Apiosporaceae. Bases 1 to 648 code for a protein of 215 amino acids. The transcript is spliced from 9 exons.
AUGGUGUCCAAGGCAUUUUUGGCAGCUUUGUUGCUAACUCCCCAUGCACUGGGCUUGGUUCUUCGGACUGAGGCUGGCACCCACCUUGCACCCCUUGAUGAACGCGCCGCGGAAUACGCAUCUGAUUUCGCUGAUACCUACCGCCGUGAUCACGGAGAUGGUGACGACAAGAAGCCCGCCCCCCCUGAGGGCAAGGGUCCUGAACGCCGAGGCGACGGCGACGAUGGCCCAAAGGUCCCUGGGGGCAAGGGCAAGGGCAAGGGCAAGGGAAAGGUUAGUGCGGCGAAAAAAUUACUGACCGAAGCCCGGCAGGGCGCCGCUCCGCCGCCACCUCCUCCAUCUGGGCCUGAGCGACGUGAGGAGCCCUCUCCCCCUGGAAAGGGCGCGGGAGGUGCCAAGCCUGAGCCGCCCAAGGCGCCUCCAGCUGCCCCUGGUGGUGAGCCACCCAAAGGGGGAGAACCUCCAAAGGCCCCUGCACCUGGCGGUGAGCCCCCUAAAGGUCCUGCCCCUGGAGGCGAGCCCCCCAAGUCACCUGCUCCGGCUCCCCAACCACCAAAGGCACCCGCUCCCGGAGGCGAGCCCCCCAAGUCUCCGGCUCCAGCUCCUCAGCCGCCAAAGGACCCCAAGCCCACUCCGCCGCAGGUUUAA